This is a messenger RNA of Aphanomyces astaci, 1191 nucleotides long. RefSeq lists its product as hypothetical. The record is from RefSeq and is a predicted model, not a curated record. NCBI's taxonomy places the organism in Eukaryota, Oomycota, Saprolegniomycetes, Saprolegniales, Verrucalvaceae. The transcript is spliced from 2 exons. The coding region runs from base 1 to 1191 and encodes 396 amino acids.
AUGGUGGACAAGCCGUACCGAUCUGUCGUCGGGAGCAUCAUGUACCUCAUGAUUAGCACCCGACCAGAUUUGGCUUACGUCGUCCAGCAGCUCAGUCAGUUCUUAACGAACCCCGGCCCAGUCCAUUGGCAGGCAGCCAAGCGAGCACUUCGUUAUAUUCGAGGCACGAUCGACUACGGUCUCGUCUUGGGUGAUCUCAGACGUCAGUUUCAAAAAACAAAAAUGGCAACUAAAGCGGCCACCCGAGCUGCUUCGAAGCGAUCAGCGCCAAACUGGAACGACAAAGACGUCGAAAUCCUGCUAGACUGCAUCCAGGAUCUCGUCCCACUUGGUCAUAAUGGUUGGGUCAAAGUCACCCAGCAGUUUAACGCGCACAACAACGUGGCAUUUGCACGGGACUGGGAGGCGUGUAAACGGAAAUUUACGUUCCUCAAGUCGGUGAAGAAACCAACUGGUGACCCAGACUGUCCACCACUCGUCGUCCGAGCCAAGCGCAUUCAGCGUGACAUCGACAGUCGAGCGGCGGUCGAGGUCUUGGGCGACGAAGGCGAGAUGAAUGCGGAUAGUCUCAAAACAUACUUCGACCAAGACGUCGACCACAUGACAACUCUCGACGUCACGCCGGAUGUGAAUGUCUCGGAAAGCGUCGCGGAAGAAGGCGACAAUGAUGACAGUCAGAUGGACGUCACCGACAACGUCGAUUUCAAGGAAGAAAUUGACACAAGCCAAACGUUUCUUCCUCUAAAGCGACAAAAGACGUCUUUAAAAGAAAAGCCAAACCGUUCAGGGUUGUCUCAAGAUAGUCUACGCCAACUUGGGAAGCGGCUUAGUAAGGUGUCGGAAGGAACGCCAUCAGCGUCCUCAUUGUCUGCGGUGGCGAAACGGCGCCAAAGUUUGGAUGCAUUUAUUGACCAGGCCGGCAAGCAACAAUCAGCGAGUAAUGACAUGAUGUCGAUGUUUUGUCUUAUGGAAGAUCGCAAAGAAAAGCGCCAAGACGAGCGCGAAGAACGUGAGCGGCAACAAGAGCGGCAACAAGACAUCGCCCGCGAAGAGCGAGAAUAUCAGCAACAGUUGCUGCGUGAUGAGCGUGAAGAGCGCAGACUGAGCGAUGAAAACGAGUACCGCGCUCGCCAAGAACAAUUCCAGAUGGCAAUCAUGAUGAAAUUGCUUGGAGAUACGCCAAAAAAGUAG